This is a messenger RNA of Fusarium musae, 1242 nucleotides long. RefSeq lists its product as uncharacterized. Gene Ontology annotation, biological process: positive regulation of DNA-templated transcription, elongation; regulation of transcription by RNA polymerase II. NCBI's taxonomy places the organism in Eukaryota, Fungi, Ascomycota, Sordariomycetes, Hypocreales, Nectriaceae. Gene Ontology annotation, molecular function: cyclin-dependent protein serine/threonine kinase activator activity. The record is from RefSeq and is a predicted model, not a curated record. Bases 1 to 1242 code for a protein of 413 amino acids. The transcript is spliced from 3 exons. Gene Ontology annotation, cellular component: nucleus; cyclin/CDK positive transcription elongation factor complex.
AUGACAACCUCGAAUAACGGCCCGUCCGCGGCCACAAACGGCAACGCGAUACCAAAGAUCGGUCCCCAUCCAGGCACCAUCUCCAGUUCGAACCAAUACACAUCGGAGCUCAAGCUACGACGUAUGCUCAAGGAUCAUGGCUGCGAUCCCGCAAGACAGGAUAACUACCGCCUUCAGGGUGUGCAGUUGAUCGAGAACGUGAGGGAAUAUCUACAACUACCUGUGAGGACGUUCGACACGGCGUGCACGUAUUUCCACAAAUUCCGACUCAACUUUCGAGACGUCGAAUACAACUAUCAAGACGCUGCACUAGCAUCGCUAUUCGUCGCGUGUAAAGUGGAAGAUACUAUCAAGAAGUCAAAGGAGAUUCUCGCGGCGGCUUAUAACGUUAAGAACCCCGAGAAAAGCAUGUUCGAUGGUCCAGGCAAAAUCAUCAUCUGCCUUGAACGUCUCAUCCUCGAAACGAUCGGCUUCGACUUCCGCACACGCUACCCCCAAAAACUCCUCGUGAAAGUCGUCCGCGAUAUCUUUGGCAAAGAUGAUGGAAAACCCUUUUUCGAGACCGCAUACGCAAUGUGUAUCGACAUCUACAAGACCUUUGUUCCCAUAAAGCGCACAACAUUCUCCAUGGUCAUGGCUGUCGUAGAACUCACAGCCCUCAUGACAGAACAGCACGUGGACAGAGUUCAAGAGUACGCAAAGACGAAGCGGCAGUACCACUGGGGUUCAGUCAUGGAGACCAUGCUCGAUAUUCUCGAUUUAUACGUCCAGCAUGGGAAAUCCACCAAAGUUGGGGCACAGUUUGAUCAGAAUAAGAUCAUCGACAUCAAGAUUCGGCUUAACAACGAUCUUGACAAGGCGUUCGAACCUCGAUAUCUGUACUACUGCUCCCGGUGCGAAGCCGAAGAUCCCCAACCUUCUACACCUGCAUCAGCGACAUCACCCGCGACAUCAACAUCAUGGCCUGGCGAUGGAAAACGAACGGUUAAGGGCCCAGAAGGGACGUUGCGUUUUGUGUUUGAGCCAGAGGCUGCGUUGAGAGAAAGGGAGAUUACUGAAGCAUUCUUUAAGGAAGAAUACGAAGAGUAUGAAGUCGAGGUUGAAGAGCCGGUGCCUCCGCCGCCGAGGGAGGGUAGGGGAGGAUAUCAUGGGCAUAGAGAUAGGGGGGAUCAUAGGAGGGGAGGACCGUAUGGGGGAUAUCGAGGGGAUAGGCAUUACAGGGGAAGGGGUAGACAUUAUUGA